Molecule: messenger RNA, 582 nt
Organism: Branchiostoma belcheri (Belcher's lancelet)
Lineage: Eukaryota; Metazoa; Chordata; Leptocardii; Amphioxiformes; Branchiostomatidae
Exons: 3
Coding region: 106-582 (158 amino acids)
Source: RefSeq, a predicted model, not a curated record
UCCACCGAAGACAUUUGCGUACUGCAGUAUUCUUACCCAUAUCCUGAUCAGGAAAUCACGUACAUCUGCGUAGCUCCGUAUUUACACUAGAGAACGUGGGACACGAUGGCUGAAAACAAAGUCAACAUCCCGCACGUGAUCGCUGCAGUGUCUGCAUUUGUCGGGCUGGUUCUUCUAGUUGUUGGUUUGGCGACACCAGGCUGGACAACUGAGGGAGGGCUCCCGGAAGGAGGACCAGGUGCGAUCCAGGCAACCCGUGGUUUUAUUGUUUUCGGGACGCUAAAUCUGGUGUUUGGAGUCAUAUUCUCUGUGACACAGACUAUAAAGAAACCUGUUGUCAACCCGGCAAAAUGUGCUGCUCUGAUGAUAGCCGGAGGUAUUCUGAGUGAUAUCGGCGCCGCCAUCUUUACCGGCUACCAACUUAUUACUUUUCCCGGCGUGCCUUUCGGCUACUCCUUCUACAUGUACCUUACAUGGGCCCAGACCAUCUUCUCUAUUGGCGGGGGUGUGAUCAUUCUGCUGGAGGAACGGAAAGUGACCGAGGAAGACGUUGCUAAUGUACGUGCCCUCAACAAACCCUGA